GAGAGCUUUUGUGGUGAGUUUGAUUCUUUCAGCUCUCUUCAGCUUCAUUGUCAUGAAGCUGAGCCUCACCACAGGUAUCAUACCUUCUCUCAAUGUCUCUGCUGGGCUUUUGGGGUUCUUCUUUGUGAAGACAUGGACUAAGUUCCUCGAUAAGACUGGUUGGCUCAAACAACCCUUCACUAGACAAGAGAACACUGUCAUCCAGACCUGCGUCGUUGCUAGCUCCGGGAUCUCUUUCAGCGGAGGUUUUGGGAGUUACCUGUUUGGAAUGAGUGGGGUUGUGGCAAAGCAAGCAACAAGUUUUAAUGAUUCCCAAAAUGUUAAGAACCCACAAAUUGGAUGGAUUGUGGCGUUUCUCUUUGUUGUUAGUUUCAUUGGUCUCUUCUCUGUUGUGCCUCUUCGGAAGAUCAUGAUUAUUGACUAUAGAUUGACUUACCCAAGUGGAACUGCAACUGCACACCUUAUAAACAGCUUCCACACUCCUCAAGGAGCCAAAGUAGCCAAGAAACAAGUUCAUACAUUGACCAAGUUCUUCAGCUUCAGCUUCUUAUGGGGUUUCUUUCAAUGGUUUUUCACUGGAGGGGAUGGUUGUGGAUUUGUAAACUUCCCAACAUUUGGUCUUGAAGCCUUUACCAAUAAGUUUUACUUCGAUUUCUCCGCGACUUAUGUUGGGGUUGGGAUGAUCUGUCCAUACAUCAUAAACAUAUCUGUGUUAAUUGGAGGAAUUAUCGCAUGGGGUAUUAUGUGGCCUCUUAUAGAAACUAAAAAAGGUGAUUGGUAUCCUGCAAGCCUCAAAGAGACCAGUCUCCAUGGAUUGCAAGGUUACAGGGUUUUCAUCUCUAUUGCCUUGAUACUAGGAGAUGGUCUAUACCACUUUGUGAAGGUGCUGAGCAUAACAGUCAUUAACUUUUCUAAAGCAAGCAAGGACAAAAAAGAUGAGGGUCUCUCUAUCUCCGACCCAUCUCUUUCUUAUGAUGAUGAACGACGAACCAAAUUGUUCCUCAAAGACCAAAUUCCAACUUGGUUUGCAGUAGGAGGCUAUGUUCUUAUUGCUAUUAUCUCCAUUAUUGUACUACCUUUCAUCUUCCACCCACUCAAGUGGUACUUCAUCUUGAUCAUCUAUAUUUUUGCUCCAGUUCUAGCAUUUUGUAAUUCAUAUGGAUGUGGGCUUACUGAUUGGUCUCUAGCCUCCACAUAUGGGAAGCUUGCCAUCUUCACAAUUGGGGCAUGGGCUGGGGCAUCACAUGGAGGGGUUCUAGCAGGUCUUGCAGCUUGUGGUGUCAUGAUGAACAUUGUUUCCACUGCUUCUGAUCUCUCACAGGACUUCAAAACAGGGUACCUGACCUUGGCUUCACCAAAGUCAAUGUUUAUAAGCCAAGUAAUUGGGACUGCAAUGGGUUGUGUUAUCUCCCCAUGUGUCUUCUGGAUCUUCUACAAGGCUUUCCCUGAUAUAGGUCAACCUGGUUCAGCAUAUCCAGCCCCUUUUGCACUCGUCUAUCGUAGCAUGUCUAUGCUUGGUAUUGAAGGGUUCUCAUCUCUGCCAGGCCAUUGCCUUCAACUUUGCUAUAUUUUCUUUGCUGUAGCGAUUGUCAUAAAUGGGAUCAAAGAUGUUGUAGGAAAGAAAUGGGCUAAGUAUAUCCCACUCCCAAUGGCUAUGGCAAUACCAUUCUACCUAGGGACUUACUUUGCCAUUGACAUGUGUGUUGGAAGCUUGAUAUUAUUUGUGUGGCAAAAGGUGAACAAGGCUAGGGCAGAUAUAUUUGCACCAGCAGUUGCUUCUGGUAUGAUCUGUGGUGAUGGGAUAUGGUCUUUGCCCACUGCCAUUCUUGCUUUGGCUAAGAUAAAUCCACCCAUCUGCAUGAAGUUCCUUUCAGCUGCAGCAAAUGCAAAAGUUGAUACUUUCUUGGCGGGUUAAGA
Messenger RNA from Telopea speciosissima, 1917 nucleotides. Its product is annotated as probable metal-nicotianamine transporter YSL7. The record is from RefSeq and is a predicted model, not a curated record. The coding region runs from base 53 to 1915 and encodes 620 amino acids. Lineage: Eukaryota; Viridiplantae; Streptophyta; Magnoliopsida; Proteales; Proteaceae. Gene Ontology annotation, molecular function: oligopeptide transmembrane transporter activity. The transcript is spliced from 6 exons. Gene Ontology annotation, cellular component: membrane.